Striga asiatica is the source of this 879-nucleotide messenger RNA. NCBI's taxonomy places the organism in Eukaryota, Viridiplantae, Streptophyta, Magnoliopsida, Lamiales, Orobanchaceae. The record is from the annotation of a GenBank genome assembly.
AUGUUGAGAAAGCUCCAGGGUUCGGCCUCUGCUUCUGGCUCGUGCAUUAUUGUAUCUUCUAUUGAGUUGUCACAGGACAAAAUGUGCAAUCACCAGAAAAACAACUUCCUUGUUUCAAAUACAAUUUCCAGCAAAACAACAGACGAGCAAACAGACAAAGAGAGUUCUUACAUAUAUCAGAUUAAUUUACGAUACCAGCUACGAGCACAAAAAUUCCCAAAAGCAAUCCGCAAUUUAAGAAGGCACAUCCAAUCCAAUCAUAAACAGUUGAAACAGGGUUCGACGCCCGAACAGAAUUAUGCUGGAUCGCAUAAUCAAGAUAGGGAAAAUAAAAGGCAUAAUCAUAAGAAUACAAGAGAUCAUAACAAAGAAGAACACGAAAACUUCGGGCCGAAGCAAUUCCAGACCGCAAUAGAAUGUCCAAUAGAAACACAGAACAGGAAGUUCACUCAACGUCACAGCCAAUCCAAAAAACCAAAAACCGACCUCCAAUUCAAUUCCAGCAGCACACGUAAAAGGUUCGAGCCGAGGACGAGUGGACUGUCAAAGAUCGAGCAGGUUAGUGAUAAAUGGGGAACUGUGAGUGGCGCACGGAAGGUUUCGGGUGGGCCAAAAGAUGCCAAAUUGUGCCCCAAUGCGAUUUUUUUGCGAGGCUUAUAUAUAAAGGAAUUAGUAGGAUCUCCAAUGUAUUCUUUGACGGAAAUUUUCCCUAAUUUCUUACAUGCAUCUGGUGGUGGCCCCCAACAGGAGGAGGCGGCGACCAUGGCCGGGGAACUCCUCUCCUGCAUCUACAUCGACAUCUGCAUCGCCUUCUUCAUCUUCCUCAUAAGCCCAACAAGCCGUCCUGGACCCAUCCGCGUGCAGCCCCGAUCCAAUUGA